This is a messenger RNA of Plectropomus leopardus (leopard coralgrouper), 3429 nucleotides long. The record is from RefSeq and is a predicted model, not a curated record. Lineage: Eukaryota; Metazoa; Chordata; Actinopteri; Perciformes; Serranidae.
GACAGUUUUUCGUAGCUAAAAGUGACUUGUUUUUGUUGUUUUGCACUGUCAGCGACUCUUGGUCUGCUCCAGUACAACAAAACCUGGUUACAGUGAAGGUUAGAGCUGUGAAGCAUCAUCUGACCUGAGCUCACACUGCUGAUAUCUAUCAAAUCAGAUGUCAUUCUAUCUCUGAAAAUGAAGACGGACAUCGCUUACAACCAGCUGUUUGACAUGGAGAAAAGGCGACAGGAAUCCCACAGGAAGGCACAGGUGUAUUCCAGAUGUGUGAUGGCUCUGGCCACCAUCUCCACUGUGCUGCUGGCCGCCACAGCCCUCUAUCACCUCCUGACACCACGGGUUUCCUCCUCCCAUCCUGCCCCGAGCAGCAGCCUCCGUCUGCCGCAGGCCGAGUCCUGCUCAGACCCCUGCAAGAUUGUUCUGGUGGAGAGUAUUCCUGAAGGACUGGAGUUUAACUCCAGCACCACUCACCCCUCCAUCUUCGAGGCCUGGAUCAAUCUGAUGGCUGAAGCUCGCAGCAGUGUUGACAUUGCCUCCUUCUAUUGGACGCUCACUAACGAAGACACCGGCACUCAUGAGCAGACAGCCUAUCAGGGUGAGACCGUUCUGAAGACGCUAGCUGCUUCUGGGAAGUUGUCAGUUCGUAUCGCAGUGAACACGCCACAGGAGAGUCAACCGCAAGCAGACCUCAGACUGCUCAACAAGUCAGGAGCUGAUAUUAGGACAGUUAACAUGAGAGAGCUCACCUCAGGCGUCCUCCACACAAAGUUCUGGGUUGUGGACAAGAGACACAUUUACAUUGGUAGUGCCAACAUGGACUGGAGGUCCCUCACACAGGUGAAGGAGCUGGGUGCGGUGGUCUACAACUGCAGCUGCUUGGCUGCAGACCUGGGGAAGAUCUUUGAGGCCUAUUGGUUUCUGGGGGAGAGUCAGUCAAUCCCAUCGCCUUGGCCCAGCAGCUUCUCCACCCUCUACAACAAAGACACGCCCCUCCAGCUGCCACUCAACAACACGCCGUCCAACGUCUACCUGUCGAGUUCCCCUCCGUCUUUCUGUGCCGCCGGCAGGACUCCAGACCUUCAGUCCAUCCUCAGUGUGAUGGAGGAUGCCCAGAGCUUUAUCUACAUUGCUGUCAUGAACUACCUGCCCACCAUGGAGUUCUCACACCCUAAACGGUACUGGGCAGACAUCGACACCCAGCUGAGGCGAGUCGGGUACGAGAAGCGGGUCAAAGUACGCCUGCUGAUCAGCUGCUGGGCCAGCACCCAACCCAUCAUGUUUCCCUUCCUGAAGUCUCUGGCCUCACUUUAUGACCCCAAGAGCAAACUGGACAUCCAGGUGAGGCUGUUUGUGGUGCCUGCCAGCCCCAGACAGAGGGAGAUUCCCUUUGCCAGAGUCAACCACAACAAGUACAUGGUGACUGACAAGAUAGCCUACAUAGGUACGUCUAACUGGUCAGGUGACUACUUUGUCAGCACAGCUGGCUCAGCACUGGUUGUCAAUCAAACUGCAUCACAGUCCUUGGAGCCGACCGUCCAAUCCCAGCUGAAGGCUGUGUUUGAGAGGGACUGGGAGUCCGCCUACAGCACUCCUCUCACCCAGCACUCAAACCUCAAAGACUUUUGUUAGUUUUAACAGCCGAUAUGACAGACACCAUCUCAGUGUGGACGCCUCGAGUCGACACAGUGCUGUAGUUGCACAUUUAUUUUAGUAUUUAAACUUUCACGCAUUUUGCAUGACCCAGCUGAAACAACAGGAGCAUGGACACUCUGUGCUGAUAAAUCAGCUGCAGACGACCUCUCAGCAGAGCGGAGUUUCCCCGUUUGCUAAGGUUCAAAGGAAGAUAACUUCCACUUAACCUGGAGUAUCACAGCUUUAGUGCCAAACUCCAGUUUGACUUAAAUAAUGUGCCAUUAACCAAGUAUAUUGCCCAGUUCUGCCAGCCUUACAUUGUCAAGGGUUGCUCAAAGGUGCCUAAGUGUUAUUUUUAGGCAGAAAUAACUACUUUUUUUUUAGCCAUUUCUAUAAAAGCAGGCACGGGAUUCUAACCGUGUGUGGAUGAUAAGCCACUUUCAUUUUGAGGUACUCUGCAGUAACAUCAGACCAGAAUGUACUGCACCAGCAGUUUUUCUUUUACAAACCUCCAACAGACUUGUAGGAUUAACUUGAAUUAAUCAUGGUGCCCAUCAUGUAGAAGAGGGAGCGCUGUUUCAUCUCUUCAGUCAGGUCUGUUUCAUGAUGAGGCACAAUGAUGUUUUUAACUGGCUCCCGUAGUCACCAUGUUUAAAGAGGGACUUUGCCAAUUUUCAACCAGCUUUGUUUCAUAAAAAUGUGGGUAGUGUGUGUAUAAAUGAACUGUGGUAAACGUCUUACCGGCGCCCAGAUCUCCCUGCUCAUCGCUGACUCCAGGGCUGCUGCUCCAACUACAGGCUUCUGCAUUUUUUGUAUGUCUGCCACCAAAGACACAGAGAGUAAAGCAGCGGAUCAAGACGGACACCUGCCCCUCUCUCUCAAACCAAACUUGGAUCAAAUGAUAAAACUAAGCAGCGCUGAUCAAAUAUAAUAUGCGUAACCUAAUUCUCACCUGAAAUGUUUGCAGAAACAUAUAUUAGUGACCUAUUUAGCUGUAAUACAACACUGUUUGUUGCCAGCCGGCCACUAUAUUGCACUAUAUUGUUUGCUAUGUCAAAGUAGUCAAGCUCGCUUUUCGUGAUCCACCAGCGAGAGAAUUUAUUGGUCCAGUGCGGCGCAGUGCAUUCUGGUAGUUUUUCUACCUCUUAAUCAAAACCAAACACCUCAGCCCUUUUCCUCUGCUUUCUCUGGUUGUGUAGCAGCAGUUAUUUUCAUCUCUUUACUACAGAGACAGCCAAGUAUUUUUAAAGAGCAUCUUCACAGCAGUGAAAUACUUUAAUUAACUUUAACUUUAACUUUUAUUGAUCUAUUCACUGGUCACUUUCUAUUUUUAAAAAUCAAUCACAAUGCAUUAAUUUUCUUCAACAUCUGCCUCAAUGGGAGCUUUUUGAAUCCUAGCUCACCUCAGGGAGUAAAGUCUUUUCUUAACUGAUGAUUUAAGUUUGCUGGAAUCAUUAAUGUUCAUACUGGUGUGCUGUGCUUGUACUGUAAAUAAGAUGCAAGCUUUUUAAAUUCCAUUUUCAGUCCUCAGGACUGUUUUUAAAUAAAUUUAUUUCGAGACAGCAGUGUACACAAUAGAUUGAAAGUUUGCAGCAGCAGUGAAUGGGGAUGGACUCAUUUAAUUUCCACUGUGUGGAGUGAUUGAAACUACCAAUUAGUGAAGAGGUGGUUGUUAUGGCAACUGUCGAAUGAGCGUGUUGUAGCAGCAUGCCUAUAAGAAAGCUCUGUGGCAGUUAUUGUAUACACCUCUUUGUCCUCUUUAUAAAAAAUACUCUUCAAAAAUGUUUUAGAAUCAAA